GGUUAAAUUUGCUCGCAACUCGCAGGUGGUUGCGAGCAGCUCGGGAGUUUUGACAGUUUCUGUGGCUAGUGGUGGUAGUGUUAUUAUGUGUGUUUUUUUUCGUGCAAGACAGGACAAAGUAGAACCCAGCACCUGACGCAAUAAUUGACUACUCUUACAGAACUAACUGUUGUUACGAAUCCGAUUUUGUGAUAAGCCCUACUUGAAUCACAUGCGUUCCAUUGUUCUUUGUUGUCAAUAGGAUAUUCAGUUCACGAUGCCCGUGAAGGUGAAGAUGUUCCCAUCUGUUGUCUGUGAUGAAAAAGAUAAAUCGGCUUCCGUAGAAGUUGAAAGUGUGCAUUCAGAAGAUUGGAGAGGGGAAGAACUUUCUGAAUGUUCAGGUACUUUGUCAGAGGUUGACUCAGAGCAGGCAGCCACAAGCUCUGGAUUUUCAGAAGAUGGAUCAGCAAUCGUGGCCCCAAGGCAGAAUAGUGUAGCUGAAAGACUGAAGGAGCAAGUAGCUAAACUGGAUGAGCUUCUUGUUAUUGUUGAGAAAGUAUCUGCUGUUGUGAAAGCAAUAUUUGAAGCAAAUGAGAAACAGAAAAAAGAGGGUGCCUUCCACGGUGUGGAUGCUGUCUUACAGAGGCAGAAUUCUGAGGCCUUAAAAAAUGAGACACUGUUUAUUGGAACAUUAAGUCCCCAUCAAAUAGAUGGUGUAAAAUGGAUGAAGGUGCUGGACGAUCAUGAGCUGAGUGGGAUCUUGGCAGAUGAGAUGGGUAUGGGUAAGACAGUGCAAGUGAUUGCAUUUAUCUGUCUUCUUUUAGAGCAGAAUAUCUCUGGACCAUUUCUAAUUGUGACUCCACUCAGUGUUCUAAAUAACUGGGAAUCUGAAUUCCAGAGGUUUGCUCCCAAGAUACCUGUUGUGAAAUUCGCUGGUUCUAAAGAUCAACGCAUGUCAUUGUACCCCAAACUGAGACGGAAGACGACAGUUCUGACUACUGAUAUGACUCCAGUAGUUCUGACAAGUUAUGAUAUAGCUUUGAGAGAGCAAAUACUUGCAAAAUUCGACUGGAGGUUCAUUAUUGUUGAUGAAGGUCAUAGGUUGAAGAAUGCGAAGUCCAAGCUUUACAACACCCUAAAAUUCCACAGAAGCCGCAGUAGACUUUUAUUGACUGGAACACCUUUACAGAAUGAUAUUAAUGAAUUGUGGGCAUUGCUAAGGUUUGUGUUGCCCAAAAUAUUUCCUGAAGAAAAUCUACUUGAGGAUUACCUCAAGGUUUCUGACUUUCAAGGAAAUGCUGAGAUGGAGGAGGAUAAAAGAUCGAUUAUCAAUAAAGUGCACCAGUUACUGCUACCGUUUAUAUUACGAAGGGUCAAAUCUGGAAACAUGCUUGGUCUGCCACCAAAGAAGGAAAUGGUGAUAUAUGUGCCACUUACAAGAACCCAGUUAGACUUGUACCAGUCUACAUUAGACGGUUCCAUCAUCAAGAAAUUUAAUAAGAAAGAAGAGGAAGAAGAAGAAGAUUUGUAUGGCCCACGAAAGAAGCGGAGGUGCACAUUGAACAAGCGUCCAUUUUAUGACUCGGAUACUAGUAAUUCAGAUGAUGAUUCUGAUCCAGGCAUAUCAGAGAAACCAAGAGUGCUUUCAAAAACUAUGGAGGAUAAGUUGAUUAAUGAGUGCCGUAAUUCAACGUGUGAAGUGCUGCUGCAUCGUGAGCUCCUCCGAUAUUCAGCAUUAACAGAGGCCCAAAGCAAGAAACGUAAAGAAGACUAUGAGGAGAACCCAUAUAAAGGCUAUCCAGAACUGUGGUAUGUCGACAUAAUCAGGAGGAUGUCAGCCAUCCCUCUUCCUGCUGAUCAGUCCUUUGAAGACUUGCCUUUGGAGAAUAUAUUUAUGCGCGAACUCUUGUUUUACCGUUCUAUUUUAGAAUCCACAGACACACAUGAUAAUCAAGCUGAUGAUAAAUUCAGAGGUUAUCCAGACAAUGUUGUAAAUAGUAUAUUAUCACAAAUGUCCCAGCACCCUGUACCUGAAGAUCUCGUAGAGGAAGGUCUGACAGCAUGUAGUGACAGCUGUGAUGGAUACGUAGUUUCAGUGAAACAGCCUCUGAAUUCUGUUGCUGCUCCAUUAUGUAAUGUUCCUACUAAUGUAACUAAAAUCAGUUCAGAUAGUGAGGGCAAUUCCCGAGCUUUGGCUGAAAGCUACGGGUACUCAGUAGAACUGACACCUCUCAACAUGGGGAUGCAAUUACGCAAGAUAUCCAAUCAUCCCUACCUUGUUAGGAUGCCAGUUUCCAAUGGCCGCAUGGUUGUCACUGAUGAUUUGGUAACCAGCUCUGGAAAAUUUAUGGUGCUAAAGGCAUUACUCCCUCGCUUCAAGCAAGGAGGACACAAGGUCCUGAUAUUUUCAACUUUCAAAAAAGUAUUGGAUCUUCUGGAAGUACUACUUGAAUCCCUGGGUUACAGCUACUGUCGCCUCGAUGGAGCAUCUAGUCUUGAUGAACGAACUGAAAAUGUUAAUGAAUUUUGCAACCAGGAAAAUAUAUUUGCAUUUUUGAUCUCGACAAGAGCAGGAGGAUUGGGAUUAAAUCUUGUUGCUGCAGAUACGGUCAUCAUCUUUGACAGUGACUGGAAUCCGCAGGCAGACCUUCAGGCCCAGGAUAGGUGCCACAGGAUUGGGCAGAAAAAACCAGUUAAUGUUUACCGUCUUGUAACCAAAGGUACUAUAGAUGAAGUAAUAAUGAAGACAGCUGUGGCCAAGAGGAAACUUGAGAAAGUAGUUAUCCUGGAAGGCAAAUUCAACUUAACUGCAGAUGGUGCAAAUACAGAGCUUGAUAGAGAUAAAUUGCGACAUCUCCUGCAAGAGUCAUUGGCGCACUGUGUAAUAGAUUCAGGAGACAGUGUAUUAAAACCACAUCAAAUUGAAAGACUUCUGAAGAGGAGAAAAUUUCCUGCGGAUGAUGAUGAAGACAGUUCUUCAUCUGAGGUUGAAGAUCUGACAGAACUUGCGUGAACUAUAUGUGACCGAUCACCUGGUGUGGUGGUCAGUGGCUGACAUCAUGAUGUUCCUUAGACUUUCAAACGGAGUGAUGUUAAAGGAUGUGUGCACAUUUCAAUGUGUGAAAGUUUACUAUAGCCAUAGUGCGAAGUGAGAGAUUUUUUAAUAGAAUAUCACUAUUUUUGACACAAAGAUUUAGGUAUCGUGAAUUGGAAUUCUUGCCAUUGGCUGGUGAAUCUUUUAUCGCAGAGUGAAUUCGAUAAUACUAUGAGAACCUGUGAUUGGCACACAUCACAUAUCACACCUAAUCUCAAAGAUUGCUCAAGUUGUCAUUUACCAUUUGUAAAAAUUAUAUGUAAUAUAUUUUAAAAAGAAUCUCAUGUUCUACAGUAUUUUAUAAUAAAAAGAAUAAAUAUACCUUUAUUGUUACUCCCUUUAUUAAAAUAUAAAUACGUUUUUAUUUUGUGUGAUAAGUUGUCUCUUAAAUCCUUUACAUUUGAAACAUUCCAUUAAUAUGCAUUCCCAUUGUAAUAUUCUGUACUUCGCCAAUAGAAAAUUAUGCUGCACUGAAUAGAGGAAGGAGAUCUGCCUGUAUUGAAAUCCAAUUGUUUGGUUUAAUAUCGUGUACUUUAUACUGAAGGGGAGAAAGUAGUCUGCCUGCCAAUUUGGUAUUGUUUCACAUCUAACAGUAACAUCUUUCCUGUAGUUUUUAGUUGGAUUUUAGAAGCCUGUGACAAGAGUGACUUCUCUUUCAUAGUUACUCUUCCAUAAUACCUGCUGUCAACCAUAUAUUCACAACUGUAAUAACUCAAGGAAAAUAUGAAUCUACCUGUGAUAUUGCUGUAAUACAUCGGCAGUUGUGGAAACUUCCUUGCUCCAAAUUUGAUGAUUCUGUUUCAUGAGACAUCUGGUAAUUUCAUGUACCAUUUGUUUCAUGUACAAUGGCAAACUGACUGCUUCGUCCCAGGAGGAUAGAUUGUCAAGUGAUCUUAACCAGAAGUGAUGUGACGCUAUUGCCGUGUCCUGUGUGUGCAGCACAAUCGCGCUUUACGUAUUAUCAGUGACAUGCUUGAGCGGACAUCCCAACAACUAUGAGAUACUUACCAUCUGAUUUUCAGGAAAACUAUUCAGUGAAAAGAAUUAAUUUUCACGUCAUACAGUUUGAUAUUGUUGCUGAUGGAUGAUUGAAUUUAUUUUCUUACUCAAGAAUUUUGUAAAGAUUUAAACACAUUGUGUUGACUUUGCGUAUGGUUCAUUUUAGGUCAUACGUUGCUGUGAAGGAAAAAUAGCUAACACAUCGAAACAGUAUUUAAAGCUGAGACCUGAGUGAUAUCUUUCACUGUUCAGAGGUAUUGGUUUUGCACUAUGUGCCCAGAAUUGUGCCUGUCUGAACUCUAAUCUACCUGUAGUUUUUCAUAAAAAAUUAAAGCUGCUGAAACAAGGUUCUUCGCAAAUGAUUGGAUGUAAAUGAUUGUGUAUUUUGCUGCACGAUUAAUACUCGAAACUUUUUGUAUUGAGAUAUGAAAAACUAUAGCCUUUCAACA
Messenger RNA from Schistocerca gregaria, 4521 nucleotides. RefSeq lists its product as uncharacterized. Bases 257 to 2992 code for a protein of 911 amino acids. The record is from RefSeq and is a predicted model, not a curated record. The transcript has 20 exons. Gene Ontology annotation, molecular function: ATP binding; DNA binding; ATP-dependent chromatin remodeler activity. Gene Ontology annotation, cellular component: nucleus. NCBI's taxonomy places the organism in Eukaryota, Metazoa, Arthropoda, Insecta, Orthoptera, Acrididae.